AUGCACCCCUGUCUUGUAGAAACAGAGAGUGUGUCUUUGUUACAAGAAGAAAUCACCAUCAUCACCAUGGCAUCUUCAACCUUUCCAACAGUGAACAAAUGCACCUCCAUUGGUAGAGAAAAGCACACAGUAGUAGCAGACAUGGAUGGAACCUUACUAAUAGGUCGUAGUUCUUUUCCAUAUUUUGCUCUUAUAGCCUUUGAAGUUGGUGGAGUUCUUAGACUUCUCAUCUAUCUCCUAGCUUCACCAAUAGCCGCGAUUCUCUACUACUUCAUCUCUGAAUCAGCCGGAAUUCAAGUCCUUGUCUUCGCGUCGAUGGCAGGAAUGAAACUUUCAAGCAUAGAAUCAGUAGCAAGAGCAGUUCUUCCAAAAUUCUAUUCAUCUGACCUUCACCCAGAGACAUGGCGCGUGUUUUCGUCGUGUGGGAAACGCUGUGUUCUCACCGCGAAUCCAAGGAUCAUGGUAGAGCCUUUUUUGAAGGAAUUUUUGGGGGCUGAUAUGGUUUUGGGAACUGAAAUUGCUAGUUAUAAGGGAAGAGCUACUGGAUUGAUUUGUAAACCUGGAAUACUUGUUGGAGAUAAGAAAGCUCAAGUUCUUAAGAAAACUUUUGGUGAUGAAAAGCCUGAUAUUGGACUUGGUGAUAGAGUCACUGAUGCUCCCUUCAUGGCUUUGUGCAAGGAGGGUUACAUAGUACCAGCAAAGCCAAAGGUAACAACAGUGACAAGUGACAAACUUCCAAAACCCAUAAUCUUCCAUGAUGGAAGGCUAGUACAAAAACCAACACCUUUAAUGGCUUUACUCAUAAUUCUAUGGAUCCCUAUAGGGUUCCCUUUGGCAUGCUUAAGAAUAGCUGCAGGAUCACUCCUACCAAUGAAAUUUGUCUAUUGUGCCUUCAAAGCACUUGGUGUUCGUGUCAUUGUUAAGGGAACACCACCACCUCCAGUUGAAACAUCCAAAACCAAUCACCAAUCUGGAGUUCUCUUCAUUUGCUCCCAUAGAACCCUACUUGACCCUAUCUUCCUAUCCACCGCCCUCGGCCGCGCUAUUCCAGCCGUUACCUACUCAGUUUCCCGCCUCUCAGAGAUCAUCUCACCGAUUAAAACGGUUAGGCUUAGCCGCGACCGUGCCACAGAUGCUGCCAUGAUCAAGAAACUUUUGCAAGAAGGUGACUUGGCUAUAUGCCCUGAAGGAACAACUUGUAGAGAACCUUUUCUUCUUAGGUUUUCAGCUUUGUUUGCCGAGUUAACCGAUGAGCUUGUACCGGUGGCUAUGGUUAAUAGAAUGAGUAUGUUUCAUGGAACCACAGCUAGAGGGUGGAAAGGAAUGGAUCCUUUUUACUUCUUCAUGAACCCUAGUCCUGUUUAUGAAGUUACAUUCUUGAAUAAGUUGCCUAAGGAGUUGACUUGUGGUUCGGGAAAGACAAGUCAUGAAGUGGCAAAUUAUAUACAAAGGGUGGUAGCUUCAACUUUGUCUUAUGAGUGUACUAGCUUUACUAGGAGGGAUAAGUAUAGAGCACUUGCUGGUAAUGAUGGAACUGUGGUGGAGAAGACUAAUAAAGCCAACAAAGUAAUGGGUUGCUAAUUAAGUUUCAUUUCUUGAAAAUUUUAGUUUCAUAUUUCAAAAUGCAAAAGUAGGGAUCAAGUUCAAUUUAUAAACG
Molecule: messenger RNA, 1657 nt
Organism: Medicago truncatula (barrel medic)
Lineage: Eukaryota; Viridiplantae; Streptophyta; Magnoliopsida; Fabales; Fabaceae
Source: RefSeq, a predicted model, not a curated record